This is a messenger RNA of Camponotus floridanus (Florida carpenter ant), 8530 nucleotides long. It is a transcript of the gene l(3)80Fj, whose product is annotated as eIF-2-alpha kinase activator GCN1. Gene Ontology annotation, cellular component: cytosol. The record is from RefSeq and is a predicted model, not a curated record. Gene Ontology annotation, molecular function: protein kinase regulator activity. Bases 71 to 8026 code for a protein of 2651 amino acids. The transcript is spliced from 13 exons. Gene Ontology annotation, biological process: regulation of translation; cellular response to amino acid starvation. NCBI's taxonomy places the organism in Eukaryota, Metazoa, Arthropoda, Insecta, Hymenoptera, Formicidae.
UCAUAUUCGUGCAAACUACAUGCUCUCGCGAAGAGCGGCGCUUUAGAAUCAGUCCGGUUUUUGAAGAAAUAUGGCGGAUGUUGAGCUAGCAAAAGCUUUGAAGGAUUUACCGAAUCGAGUUCAGACCGCCAGCAAAAAAGAGCGGCGUGAAAUUCUGCAAAAUGUCGUCAACGUAUUAUCAAAUCCCGGCAUUAAUGAUAAAAUUGUUAAUGGAAUAUGUAAGGUGGUAUCGCUUACCUUACAUAGAUAUAAAGACAGUGCUUCUCGGUCCUAUGUGAGAAAUCUAAUUAUAGAGCUUCUUAAAAAACAACCAGAAGCUACUAUCAAACAUAUGACAACUGUAAUUUCAGAGCAAGCUACUUGGCAUAAGAAUGUAGUUGCAACUUUGAAUACUUCUCUAACUGCAUAUACUGCAUUGAAAUGGUCAAACUUAGUUAUUCUUCAUGGAUAUAAUGAAUUGGAUAAUGUCGAGAAAAAUGAGUUUUUGGCAAAACUCAUUGAAGCACAGGCAAAUUUAUCUUCUGCUGCUUUGGCAUCUGUAAAUAAAAAGCUUGCAAAUAAGGUAUACACAUUAUUUGCACAUGAAUGGGCAGCCAUUAAGAAUAUAGAAGUUAUUUAUAUGGAAAAUUUAACAAAAUUGGAACUUGGUAAUGGUGUAAUUAUCUUAGCCAGCUUACUUAUGAAAUAUUUAGUUGCCGCAAAAAGACAUGAUUUGGUAGAACAAUUGAAGGUAAACAUGAUAGACAUUUUUAUAAAAGUGACAAUUAGUUGUAAGAAGAAGCCAGAUUUAUAUGUGGUGGAUGUAGCUGUGCCACUUCUUCGGAGAGUAACUCACGAAGAAUUCAAAACCCAAUUACUUCCUGCAUUACAAAAAGCUAUGUUGAGAAAUCCGGAAAUUAUAAUUGAAUCAGUCGGUCAUAUUUUAAGCGGACUAAGUCUUGAUUUGAGCCAAUAUAGCCAAGAGAUAAGUAAAGGAUUAUUUGCUAAUUUACAUUCUAAGGAGGAUCUGGUGAGAGAUGAAGCAGUUGGGGCAUGUCGCAAACUUGCUUUACAAUGUUCCGAUACGACGGCUCUGGAGACACUGCUAUCGUCCGUAUUUGCAGUGUUUCACGGAUCAGAAGGCAAGCUUACGGUCGCGACUCAUAAGAUUUCCGUGUUGCAAGGAGCUGGGAAUCUUAGCUAUAACGUAGCUUCAGGCAGUAGUGUGCAGAAAUUAGCCGAAACAGCGUGCGAGCAUUUCGUCAAAGUGCUCGAGACUGAAGUUCACGAGAAGACACUGAUUCAGGCUCUCGAAAUGAUGGCAUUAUGGUCGAAGAAAUUUUCGUCUACUCUACCGAAAAUCGUAGUAGAUGCUUUCAAGAAAGGUAUGGCGGCGAAAACAUCCACCGCCGCUGUGCGUACCGCUUAUAUCAAAUUAUUUUUCUCGACUCCAACUGCUGCUUACUCUACAAUAAUAGCGCCGAUACUCGCGCAAGCGAUAACACGAACUAUGCAACAAUGCACACAACCAGCAGCAGUAACCGAAGGUUUGGUCGCUUCAUAUAUCUUAUUGAAAUUUGUAUUAGCCGAUCAAAUAGAAAAUGAUAAACAAAAUGUAUUAUGGAACGCGAUCGACGAACAAAUAUUUUUUUCGGAAAAAUUUCUGUCGACAUGUGGCGAUGAUGUCUUAUAUCAUCUUAUGUUACUAUGCGAACGAUUGAUUACCGAAUUCUUCGACAGACUGAAUGAAAAAGCUCUAACCGGAAUUCAUCGAGCAGUUGUAUCUUGCGCUACCGCCUCAAAUUCCACGACGCGACAACGAUGUUUCCCGUUAGUCAAGAAGAUUAUGACUGGUUUGAGUACGUAUGCGCCUGCACAGGCUCUACUAACAGAAUUUAAUAAAUUUUUGGAAAACGUUAAAAUUAAAUCAGAAUCGGAUAAAGAAAGCAAAGACGAAUCUUCAAUGGGAGAAAUUACUGGCAGAUGUCUCGCAGAUGGAUUAUUCGCUAUAUGUUCGGGUUCUUUUUUAUUCGAAGUACCUACUUAUCAAAUGACAAGAGAUGCUUUACUUCCAUCUCAUCAUCCGGCAUUACUCAAAGCCGUACCAAAUUUAUGGUUCAAGAUCGCUAAGAAUUAUAAUCUUGUACCAAAGGACUUCUUACGUAGCUACAGCAAUGAAGUGAGAAAAAUGUUGAUUCAGAAUUAUAAACCGGCACCAAAUUACGAAAAUGCACUUGUAAGAAUCGUAUCACUCGCACCAGACGCCUUUUUACCUGCAUUAGUAUCGAAUGUUACAAGUAAGCUCGAUGAUUCAGAAAUUUUAAGAGUUACCAAAGAUGAAUAUUUUACGUAUCUCACUCCUGAAGGAGAGCUUUAUGAUAAGAGCGUGUUACCCGUCAAUGACGAGAACGAUAUUCUCAAUUCCAUGAAUAUGAAACGAGAAAGUAAAGUUUACUCAUUUAAGGAACAACAAGAAGAACUUCAACUGAGACGCGAAUUAUACGAGAAACGAAAACGUGAAGGCAAGAUAAAGGAACCAAAAUUAACACCUAAACAAGAAGAGACUUUGAAGGCGCAGAUUGCAAAAGAAAAUGGUAUUCGUAAAAGAUUAACUGAAUUGAAAGCCAAGAUAGAUAAUACCGUAUCUUUAGUAACAUGCUCGAUACGCGGUAAUCAGCAGGAAUUGUCCUUGUAUUUGAAGGAUCUUUUACCGCCCAUUUUAAAAAACUUGGGUUCUCCGUUGGCAGCUCCUGAAAUGUCAGAGCUAUAUAUAUCUCUUCGUCAAACAGUGACAAUGGAUAAUAGCAUAAUUUUAGGUGAUCUUAUCGCUCAUGUUACAUUGCGGCAAUUGCAACCACAGUGCGAUUUAGAUCAAGCCUGGGAAGAAGAGAAUCUUGAUACGGCUGUCAAAAGAACAUUGAAUCUUAUACACACGAUAACGAUUAAAAGGAAGGAAUUAUUCACGGCGCCUGCAUUUUGUUAUGUUUUCCCCUUUAUAAGAAAGACUUUGCUAUCGUAUAAGGAUGACGGCAUGAUUGUGCAAGGAUUGCAGUUGAUUCAGGAACAUGCCAAGCAGAGAGGCGGCAGCACUACUGAUUUGAAGGACAUUAGGCAUCCUAGACUUUUGCCACGUAAACAGAUGUUCGAUCUGCUUAUCGAACUUAUGGAGACCACGACAGGUCGAGUGCAGUCACAUGCGGUGGCGACCUUGCUAGACGUCGCGCAAUCCGGUAGUGGUCAACCAGGUACAGCAAUCGCUACCAGUGAAGAUAUAGAUUCUUUGAUUGGUGCGUUGCAAAAUUCGCUAUCUACUGUGAGAGAUGCGGCUCUUAGAGGAUUGACCGUAAUACGACAAGCUUUCCCAUCCCAAAAAGAGGAUCGAGAUCAACUUGACAGGCUAACCAGAAGAGUAUGGAUAGCUCGAUUUGACGUAAAUGACGAAAAUAAAAUUCUUGCCAGCGAACUGUGGAAUGCGGCCGACUUUACCGCGCAUGCGGAAGUCCUUUGCGAGGAACUGAUCCAAGAUAUCGCCCAUCCGGUCGAGCCAGUGCAACAAGCGGCCGCUCACGCGUUAGCGGAAAGCUUGGCCAGCGUACCCCAUUUAACACCGUCCGUGUUGGACAAUUUGUUACAAUUGUAUCAGGAAAAGUUGGCCAUGAUUCCACCGAAAUUGAAUGACUUUGGUCGUGUCGUCGAACAGCCGAUCGAUACGUGGGGUCCACGGCGCGGGGUAGCGCUCGCCCUAGCUCAGAUAGCGCCCCUUCUCACCGCCGAUACAGUACACCGGCUCAUCCAGUUUUUCGUAUUAACCGGACUCGGUGAUAGAAACCAAUUCGUACGCACCGAGAUGCUGACAGCUGCCGUCGCGGCGGUUGAUCUUCACGGCAGCGCGAACAUAACUUCACUGCUUCCGGUCUUUGAGAAUUUCAUGGAUAAAGCACCGAAAAUCGGUAGCUUUGACUCGAUCAAGCAAUCGGUAGUAAUUCUCAUGGGAUCACUCGCAAGACACUUAGACAAGAACGAUCCGCGAAUUAAGCCGAUUGUCAUGCGUCUCAUCGCGGCACUCUCUACGCCUUCGCAACAGGUACAAGAGGCCGUGGCCAAUUGUUUGCCACAUCUGACGGACUCCAUUAAAGAAGAUGCGCCGAAAAUCGUGGACAAUCUGAUGGAUCAGCUGCUUAAAUCAGACAAAUACGGUGAACGUAAGGGUGCAGCAUACGGACUGGCAGGUCUCAUCAAAGGGAUGGGAAUUCUUGCAUUGAAGCAAUUGGAUAUUAUGAGCAAACUGACCAACGCUAUUCAAGACAAGAAGAACUAUCGACAUCGCGAGGGAGCGCUGUUUGCUUUCGAGAUGUUGUGUACAAUGCUUGGCAGAUUAUUCGAGCCUUAUAUCGUGCACGUUCUGCCACACUUGCUGCUGUGCUUUGGCGAUUCGAGUCAAUAUGUAAGAACUGCCACUGACGAUACUGCCAGGGUAGUGAUGAGUAAACUUUCCGCUCAUGGCGUUAAGCUUGUCCUACCGAGUUUGUUAGCGGCUCUGGAAGAAGAUUCGUGGAGAACGAAAACAGGAUCUGUCGAAUUACUUGGCGCUAUGGCAUAUUGUGCACCAAAACAGUUGAGCAGCUGUUUGCCAAGUAUUGUUCCUAAGUUGAUAGAAGUACUCAGUGAUUCCCAUACAAAAGUGCAGGAAGCUGGUGCGGAGGCGCUCAAAGUCAUCGGAAGUGUCAUUCGGAAUCCGGAAAUUCAAGCGAUUGUGCCAGUAUUGUUGAAAGCAUUGCAAGAUCCCUCGCACAAGACCGCUACUUGCCUACAAACCUUGCUAGAUACACAAUUCGUACAUUUUAUCGACGCUCCCUCUCUAGCCUUAAUUAUGCCUGUCGUGCAGCGUGCGUUCCUCGAUCGUUCGACAGAGACUAGAAAAAUGGCCGCGCAGAUCAUCGGCAACAUGUACUCCUUAACGGAUCAAAAGGAUCUAACCCCGUAUCUGCCGACUAUUAUACCGGGUCUAAAAACGAGUCUUCUCGAUCCCGUGCCUGAAGUGCGCAGCGUAUCGGCGAGAGCACUGGGCGCGAUGGUACGCGGAAUGGGUGAAUCUAGUUUCGAGGAUCUAUUACCAUGGCUGAUGCAAACGUUAACUUCUGAAACCAGUAGCGUCGACCGAUCCGGCGCCGCACAAGGUCUCUCCGAAGUGGUACGCGGAUUGGGCGUCGAGAAACUCCACAAGCUCAUGCCUGAGAUCAUCAGCACCGCUGAGAGAACCGACAUUGCUCCUCACGUGAAAGAUGGAUACAUUAUGAUGUUUAUAUACAUGCCGAGUGCAUUUACUACGGAAUUCACACCAUACAUAGGGCAGAUCAUUAAUCCGAUUCUGAAAGCUUUGGCCGACGAGAAUGAAUACGUGCGGGAAACCGCGCUUAGAGCAGGGCAACGUAUCGUUACGCUUUAUGCUGACUCGGCAAUAAUGUUGCUAUUACCGGAAUUGGAGAAGGGCCUUUUCGACGACAACUGGCGUAUUCGAUACUCGUCCGUGCAACUAUUGGGCGAUUUAUUGUACAGGAUUUCUGGCGUAUCGGGCAAGAUGUCGACCGAAACCGCCAGCGAAGACGAUAAUUUCGGUACAGAACAAUCGCACUACGCUAUUAUAAACGCUUUAGGCGCAGAGAGACGAAAUCGCGUGUUAGCCGGUCUCUACAUGGGUCGAUCGGACGUAGCUUUGAUGGUACGCCAGGCGGCUCUUCACGUUUGGAAGGUAGUGGUAACGAAUACACCGAGGACACUGCGAGAGAUAUUACCGACCUUAUUCACUCUUCUAUUGGGUUGUUUGGCAAGUACGAGUUAUGACAAGAGACAAGUGGCAGCACGAACGUUGGGUGAUCUCGUGCGAAAAUUGGGAGAACGAGUGCUGCCGGAAAUCAUACCGAUCUUGGAGAAAGGUUUGCAAAGUGAUCAAGCCGAUCAACGCCAGGGAGUGUGCAUAGGUCUGUCGGAAAUUAUGGCGAGCACCAACAAAGACAUGGUGCUGACCUUCGUUAUUAGUCUUGUCCCAACAGUUAGAAAAGCGCUUUGUGAUCCGUUGCCAGAGGUUCGACAGGCUGCGGCCAAGACUUUCGAUGGUUUGCAUUCCACGGUGGGCGUUCGCGCGCUCGACGAUAUAUUACCGGCGAUGUUAACUCAACUGAACUCCCCUGAUCCUGCGGAAGCGGAGAAUACGUUGGACGGUUUACGUCAAGUGAUGGCGAUUAAAUCGCGUGUAGUAUUACCAUAUCUAGUCCCACAAUUAGCCUCUCCUCCAGUUAACACGAAAGCACUGUCAAUACUAGCCAGUGUAGCAGGCGAAGCACUGACGAGAUUCCUUCACAGGAUCUUGCCAGCGCUGCUUACUGCUCUUUCUAGUGCGCAAGGAACGGCGAAUGAGUUGCAGGAAUUAGAAUAUUGUCAAGCUGUCGUUCUUUCCGUUACCGACGAGGUAGGCGUUAGAACCGUCAUGGAUCAGCUGAUGGAAGCUACAAGAGCAGAAGAUCUCUCGAAACGACGAAGCGCCGCAACGUUACUAUGCGCGUUUUGUCGCGAUACUCGCGCUGAUUACAGCCAAUAUGUGCCGCAAUUACUCAGAGGUUUGAUCCAUUUGUUCACCGAUGAAGACAGAGAUGUAUUACAGAUGAGUUGGGAGGCGCUCACGGCUGUUACAAAGACUCUGUCAUCUGAGCAGCAAAUAGCACACGUACAGGAUAUCAGGCAAGCCGUUCGAUUCGCAGUGUCUGAUUUAAAAGGUCAAGAAUUGUUACCCGGAUUUUGUCUUCCUAAGGGAAUCACGCCAAUAUUACCAAUCUUUAGAGAGGCUAUAUUGAAUGGUUUGCCAGAAGCGAAAGAACACGCGGCUCAAGGAUUGGGAGAAGUCAUAAGGUUGUCCAGCGCGGAUGCAUUGCAGCCAAGCGUUGUACACAUUACCGGUCCUCUUAUUCGAAUCCUCGGUGAUCGUUUCAACUGGAGCGUUAAAGCAGCUGUAUUGGAAACACUUGCGAUAUUACUUGGAAAGGUUGGCGUCAUGUUAAAACAAUUUUUGCCACAACUGCAAACUACUUUCUUGAGAGCCUUGAAUGAUAGUAAUCGACAAGUUAGAUUAAAAGCUGCUUAUGCUCUUAGCAACCUGAUUGUUAUUCAUACACGUGUCGAUCCUUUAUUUACUGAACUUCACACUGGUAUUAAGACAGGAGAUGAUCCAGCUAUAAGGGAAACGAUGUUGCAAGCUCUCAGAGGCGUAUUGACUCCUGCUGGUGACAAAAUGACUGACCCUAUGAAAAAACAAGUAUUCGCAACACUCAGCAGCAUGCUUAGUCAUCCAGAAGAUGUUACAAGAAACGCAGUCGCUGGUUGUUUUGGCGCACUUUUACGAUGGUUAAAUCCAGAACAAUUAGCAAUUGCAUUGAACGACCAUCUCUUAUGUAACGAUGUUAAUGUCGACUGGAUGCUCAGACAUGGACGUUCGGCCGCUCUUUUUGUAGUGCUGAAGGAAUCAUCCGUUACAGUGUAUAAUCCUAAAGACAAGGAUCGCGUUUGUGCAGUGAUACUUUCAUAUUUGGCUGCGGACAGAGUGCAAAUAGUCAUGAACGGCGUACGAGCGUGCGGAUAUCUAUUUCAGUAUCUCAUGAAUGAAUCGCUACCUAUACCCCAGCAAAUUUUGUCGCCUUUCGUGAGAUCCAUGAAUAAUAAUAGUAAUGAUGUGAAGCAACUACUUGCUCGAGUUUGCAUACAUCUUGCACGCAACAUCCCAUCUGAAAAUAUGUCGACCGAACUGCUCAGAGCGCUUCUACCGAUGCUGGUAAAUGGAACGAAGGAAAAGAAUGGAUAUGUCAAAGCGAACAGUGAGCUCGCGCUUAUUGCGGUGCUUCGAUUAAGGCAAGGUGAAGAUGAACAUCAGCGUUGCAUGGCUUUCUUGGAUAUUGGCGCAAAGGAGUCUCUAUCUGAUGUGGUCAGCAAAGUGUUGCGUAAAGUCCUUUCUCAACCAGAAGGCAAAAUAGAAGAAUUAGAUGAUACGUUACUUACGUGAGAGAAAUUGUACUUUCCGGGGCUUAUUACGCACUAUACACGUUCCAAUAAUCGUAUUACUCGUCAUUAUUCGCCCGAUUUCUAUAAAAAAGAGAUUUAUCGUUCAUGUAUCAGUUACAUUAUGAACAAACUAAUUCGUUCAACAUUGUAUCUCGAUAAGCAAUUAAAGAGCGUAAAACGGAAAAGUCGCUCGAUGGUAUUCAAGUUACUUAAACUAAAAUGUCCCGAGCAACAUUACGUGAUUCAAACUAGGAUUGUAUAUAUUUUGACUAGAGAGAUGUUUCUUAUUAUUCAUAUGUAUAUAUCGACCAUUUGACAUCUGACGAUUCUAAGGUCGAUAAUCGCACUACUUCGAUUCGCACGGAAAUUUUCACAUUUAAAAUAUAGGUGAUAUUCUGAAAAAUUUAUUUCGUUGAAACGAAAAAUUUAUUAUUUUAAAUCAUUUUUUGUUUGUAAUCAUAUUAAAUAGUUACAUUAUGGAUUUUUUACAUAUCCAAUGAUUAUA